AUAGCAAUGUUAGAAAAGCAGCGCUUGCGCUACUUCGUUUACGAAUGGUAAAGCCGAUGCAGAUUUUGAGGAAAAAGGCGGCGCUUGAUUUGGGGGUUGAAUCCACGAUGCUUUCAAACCCUACAGAAAGAACUAUCAGUUCAAAAUCGUCCGUCACCUUGUACUAUCACUCUCCGGGCACAUGUCAGUUCUCAUUUUUAUUAUAUUUAUCAACGGAUUCUUGGUUUUCUUUGUUCAACAUGGGUUGUGUGAUGAAAAUGAAUACAGGUUGACUAGAUAUUUAAUGGAUAGUUACGAUGCUGGUGUCCGUCCAGCUAAAAAUUCCUCUCAACCUUUAGUGGUCGUCUUCGGAGUGUCCCUUCACCACAUCAUUGACGUCGAUGAAAAAAAUCAAAUUCUUACGACAAAUUGUUGGGUAACUCAAACCUGGACAGAUCAUCAUUUAAAGUGGAAUGUAUCUGAAUUCGCAGGAAUUCGUGUAGUCCGGAUGCCAUACACUCGAGUUUGGAGACCAGAUAUUAUUUUAUACAAUAAUGCGGAUCCACAGUAUAAUGCAGCAGUGAUAAAUACAAAUGUGAUUGUCAGUCAUACAGGAGAGGUGGUCUGGUUAAGUCACGGUAUUUUCCGGAGUAGCUGUGAUAUAGAUGUAGAAUAUUUUCCAUUUGACGUGCAAAAAUGUGCUCUAAAAUGGGCAUCGUGGACUUACGAUGGCUAUCAGAUCGAGCUGGAGCGACAAAGCGAGAGAGGAGACAUGAGCAAUUAUCAAGCCAAUGGGGAAUUUGAUCUCGUUGAUUUCUCCGCCAAACGAAACGUCGAGUACUAUUCCUGCUGCUCCGAGCCUUAUCCGGACAUCACCUAUGAAAUCAAAUUACGUCGUCGACCAUUAUUCUACGUCUUCAAUCUUAUUCUCCCUUGUAUUCUCAUUAAUGGCAUUGCUUUACUUGUAUUUUAUGUGCCAUCUGAAUCAGGAGAAAAAGUCACAUUAGGAAUUUCAGCGCUGUUAUCCAUGACAGUUUUCCUAAUGACCAUUCGCGAAACCCUUCCACCAACAGAAAAGACGCCUUUAAUCAGUUUAUAUUACGGAGUAAGUAUCUGCCUAGUAUCGUUUGCAUCAGGGCUCGCUGUGGUGACUUUAAACUUGCAUCAUCGUGGUGUUCGGGGGACAAAAGUACCAAAUUUUGUUAAAUCACUUAUUCUCAAUAAACUUUCUCGACUGGUUUUCCUUAAUUUUAAGGAGGAGUUAAUUGAACCGAUACGAAGAAGAGAAAAUAAUUGUCCUCUGCACUGUAAAACCGAAAGUUCUCAGCAACAAUUGUCACCUAAAUUCAUGACAAGAAGACAUGGAAGUAAUAAUGAAAAUAUUCAUUUUGCCACAGGUAUUGGAAAAGAUGGUGGUCUUGAAGCGCAUUGGUCUCGAGUUCUCGGUAAAGUUCACGGGACAAUUGAAAGGAAUGAGAGACGGUUAAUGGAUCAGGAUCGAAAAGAGAGAACAGAAUUGGAGUGGAAACGAGUUGCUCUGGUUAGCGAUCGAGCGCUUCUGGGAUUGUUUUUUCUCACAACUAUUAUCAGCACCGCCGUUAUUCUUUGCGGAGCUCCUCCAAGUGCUGAAUCGCCAGUAACAGACAGUUAAAACUUUCAUAUUCAACAAUAUGUACUCAUUAAGUCACUUAAAAUUGUCAUUACAUACUUUACAAUUUAUUUAAUUAUAGAAUUAUCAUGCCCUUUUUAUAAAUGCUAAAUAUAAUUCAUUUUAAAAGUAA
Leptopilina boulardi is the source of this 1760-nucleotide messenger RNA. RefSeq names its product neuronal acetylcholine receptor subunit alpha-7-like. NCBI's taxonomy places the organism in Eukaryota, Metazoa, Arthropoda, Insecta, Hymenoptera, Figitidae. The coding region runs from base 182 to 1630 and encodes 482 amino acids. Gene Ontology annotation, cellular component: neuron projection; synapse; postsynaptic membrane. Gene Ontology annotation, biological process: monoatomic ion transmembrane transport; chemical synaptic transmission; regulation of membrane potential. Gene Ontology annotation, molecular function: transmembrane signaling receptor activity; acetylcholine-gated monoatomic cation-selective channel activity. The record is from RefSeq and is a predicted model, not a curated record. The transcript is spliced from 9 exons.